CAAAAAAACAAACGUUUCCAUAUUUAUACUACCCAAACGGCCGAUCUUGCUCCUCAUUAUAGUUCAUUCCUUUAAAAAUUGUCUCCAUUCACUUGGUCACCCUCAUAAUCUUCUCCAUUCCUUUUCCUCCUUGGGUUACUCCUGUCCCCCCAAAAAGAAGAGCAAUGACUAUCAGCACAGCCCGAUCCUUUCCUCGCGAGUCUGCCCUUUGCAUGGGACCAUAUACAAUUGCAAAAGAUCCACCUCUUUACCUCUCUGCAGUCGAGUUCUCAGAUAUGCCAGAGAUGGUCCGAAUUCUCAAUCUCAACCGGGAUGUAUACAACGGUUCUGCACUUUUUCAGUAUCCAUAUCUCGAGUCCCAUGCUCGAGAACGGAUCCAGCUUGCCUAUGACCAUAUUGCCGCUACUGGGAUCAACACUCAUUGGGCCAUGCGUUUGUCGCCCUCUGGUCCUUUGAUUGGGUGGGCCCAUCUGCACUUCGAACAUUACGAUGAUAAGCACCCUCAACCGGUACAUCCUACCACUGGAAAGCCAUUGAAGGUAGCUGAUAUUGGAUACUGGUUAAGCCCUGAGCACACGGGGAAGGGAUAUGCAGCGAAGGUGGGCAAGUUUUUGGUCCAAGAGAUUGCACAGAAGGAAAUGGACUGUGACAUCGUAAGAGCUGUGUCCUAUGUUGAGAACCUUCCCUCAAGAAAGGUCGCUGAAAAGGCUGGGAUGACAAUUGAAUUAGAGAAAAAGUCGAUUCUGAUUCCGAAGCUUGGAGUGUUCAGAGAUGUAUGCUGCUAUGCGUCUCAUAGAGACGAAGCCACAAGAGGGAUCAUUAAAGAGAACUAUGACUACUAAAAGCAAAUAAAAUGCAAUGUCUAUGCAUUACAACCUCACAAAACUUUGGACACAAGACAAAUAUCAGAGCUUGCCUGGCAGGCACACAGAGGAUUCUUCAUAUUGGUUAUCUCCACCAUCUAACUUGAUCAAAGGGACACUGUCGAUCCAGAGUCCUGAGGCAAAGCAGUCAUACCAACGUGGUGGAGAAAAGUUGGG
Molecule: messenger RNA, 1040 nt
Organism: Lobosporangium transversale
Lineage: Eukaryota; Fungi; Mortierellomycota; Mortierellomycetes; Mortierellales; Mortierellaceae
Product: acyl-CoA N-acyltransferase
Exons: 1
Coding region: 165-842 (225 amino acids)
Molecular function (GO): acyltransferase activity, transferring groups other than amino-acyl groups
Source: RefSeq, a predicted model, not a curated record